This is a messenger RNA of Cimex lectularius (bed bug), 4851 nucleotides long. RefSeq names its product trypsin-10-like. The coding region runs from base 121 to 1119 and encodes 332 amino acids. Gene Ontology annotation, molecular function: serine-type endopeptidase activity. Gene Ontology annotation, biological process: proteolysis. The transcript has 2 exons. The record is from RefSeq and is a predicted model, not a curated record. NCBI's taxonomy places the organism in Eukaryota, Metazoa, Arthropoda, Insecta, Hemiptera, Cimicidae.
AUAAAUCUGUAACCAGCUUUGCGAAUGACCGACCAAACAAAAAAGCUUAUCAAUUAAAUUAAGCGUCACAUGUACUUCUUAAAGAAAUAACUUUUUUUUGUUCAAAUAGUUUAAUAGUUGAUGAUGAGAGCGUUGUUGUUCAGAACAUUGUUGGUACUCCUCUCGGUAUCCGUCAAUUCGGAACGUAAAUUACAAGGUGCUCGUUACGCUCGUUACAGGGAGUUCUUGUACAUCGUGAGUAUCCAAGACAAGCUGACCAAGAUUCACCGAUGCGCCGGUGUUUUGGUGACCCUGAAACACGUCAUGACGGCUGGCCAGUGCAUCGUCAAUUUCGACGAGAAAGUCGGAAUCUCUCUCCGCGAUCACAGAAACUCUAUCGUGUACGGGGUCAGCCGGUUUACGAAAGAGAUCGAGACAGGAGUUUAUCGUUACGUCCUCAGUUGGCACGCCCAUCCCAAGUUGUCUUUCGUCCAGGACUCGUACUGGAGCAACGACGUCGGCAUAGUGGCGUUGUCAAGCGGCCUGUCCGAUGAUGUGGCGAGCCCGGUGAACAUCGAGAUCGCAGAAACGACGACAACCGAGGCGUACACCCAGUCGAAUUCGACCGAGGACUACAUAACGCAUGCGACGACAGUGGCGACGACGUUGGCCGCUCCCCAGUCGUGCAAGGUGAUCGGAUGGGGAUGGGACAGGUACAACUGGCAUAUGGAAAAGGACGACAACACCGAGUAUAUAUUCCAACUGAAGGUGGUUGAGGUCAAGCUGCUGAAUCGCGACGAGUGCGAGAUUAAAAUACGAGGCAUAAAGCCGUUGUUCACUUUCUUCAACCUCAGCAUCUUGGAAGCGUCCUGCGCCGAACCCAUGUAUACGCUGAACAACACGUGUUUCGGUGAACCGGGCGCCCCCAUCAUCUGCGACGACUUCCUCGUCGGUCUGUCGAGCUGGUUCGUCGGCUGCGGAAGCCACCCCGGCCCUCUCGUCUACUCCGGUAAACUUCCCAUUCUAGAUUUUUACAUCAACUACGGUUUCGAUGUGCAAUUCAAUUCCGUUCUACCAACACCGACAUGCACCAUGCUGUUUCCCCUUCUCGCACUAAUUGUCAUAUUUUGGCUAAAAUAAAUAAACGAUUAUCAGAUGAUAACAAUCGAAUUAAUCAAAAACCGACUCAUGUAACAAACACAUUCAUUUACUUCUUCAAACAUAACUGUCUUUUGUUUUCAUAAUUAUUUAAUAUGUAAUGUAUACAAAAUAUACAACAAGCAAAUGUGGUACAUGAAAAGAUACUAAUACUCCCAGUGGAGUACGGUUACUAUUUUCGGGGACAUAGAAGAUGUUUAGCUUAGCGUGGAAAGCGUGAUUGUUUACAUUUGCCCUAUUAUACUAAGGACCUUGGAUCGCUAGUAUUGGUUGUAAUGGAAGUAGGAGAUCUUUGAUGCACUAUAAGGUCGUAGUCCAACAGUGCUUUUUUUAAGUUUUUUUAAAAUUUUGUACAGAAGACUCAUCUUGUACCUACUCCCUUUUAGCCCUCUCCGUCUCUGCCUCGAUACAAUUCUACUUAGCUUACACGGUUUGUCGUGGGACUACGAAUAUUGUCCAAUUAGAGGAAAAUCUGUUUAAAGUGAAGACUGUAUGGUGGGAUUUGUUUUCAUUAACCUUGCUUUUUAGCGUGAAGUCAUGUUUCCAGGAUGUGGGGUGUGGGAGCGAGAGGGUUGCUAUGAAAGGAUCGGUGUUAGGAAAGAGUUAAGGUGAAGCGGUUUAUAGAGUGUAUAGGGCUAUUGCCAGAAUUGAAGAACGCCAACGUAUAGGAUAAAUGGUAGGUGUAGAGAACCUUGGACUACAUGAAAAUGAGGGGCGUAUAAGUAGCAUUUAAGAAUGAGGUAAUAAGUAGAAGGAAGUCUUAAGUUUUCACAGCAGGCUGUAAUGAAAUUUGUGGUAAAUAAACUCCAUCAUCUAGGUCAUUUAUUGAUUUUGAAGAGCCCAUUUCCGUUUUAUUAAAAGGAUUUUUUCGUUCCGCCCUUAUAGGGCAGACUGGGAAAAAGGCCGAAUAUCUGGUAUUUAUUAGAUGACCCUAAGAGAGUAUAGAUCAGGAGUUGGUAUCUACGGAAAUAAGCCAAAAACAUAUGCACUGGGAAUAUACCACUAUCUUUCAGUUUUUGGCUAUUGUACUCUGUUUUAUUACCUAUUAUAAAAAGAGAAGAUAUAUUAUAAAAGAAUAGCCUUCUACUCGGACAGCCAAGGGACACUUGGUACUCUUGGUAAGUCUCAUUGGUAGUAAAACCCAAAUCGUAUGAGAUACAUUGGAGACAAAAAAAAAUUAUCUUAGACUGAGUACCACAUAUUGACCAAGGAAAGGACGAUGAGGCCGCCUGUACCAAAUUGCAAAAACUAACUCCAUCAGACAACUGGUUAAGAAUAAUGCAUCGGUUCACUGCGAUUGCAUUCCAGGAAAGAAUGUGAUCUAUUAUUAAAGGACCAUCUCAGAGACUAACUAAACCUAAGACAGUUAGGAAUAGAUUGAUAGUUGGACGGCUGACCGUACACUGCAGACUUUGGAGGCAUAUAUAAAGAAUCGCAGCGUAAAGAAGCCAGUUCAAAUACUGCCAGGAAGAAGAAGAAACAGUGAACGUCUUUUGUUGGUGCGAAGGCCUACGCAGGCUGAGAAAUCCUAAGAGAGGAAAAGGCCAGGACUGAAGGAUACACCGGAGUCCUUGACAAAGGUUUGGGAUCUGAUAAAAAGCUUUAAGCAUAGCAAAAAUCUCUAAAUAAUAAUGGAGAGUGCACAAUAGAUCAAUACUAGUCGCAGUGCGUAAGGUAGAAAGACGCCAUAUUCUUUUAACCUUAACCAUAACCUUGGUUCUAGCCCCCGCUGAGCGAUAAAAAAUACAAUUGCAUUAUAUUGCUAUUUUUUGUCUUUUGGAGUAGGCUGAUACGUACAGUUGGAGACAAUUCUAGUUAAUCUCUCCGCAGCAGAGUGGAACCCCUUCCGGCUUGAUUGACCAUUGCUGUACGAUGUGAGGUCUUAGAGGUCUGUCCAACAACUCAUCUCUACAAUCCCCAGUUUUCCAUUUUGAUUUGUAGGAUUUUCAAAGAUACCAAUUAAAUUAUUUUAAUUCCCUGUUUAGAUUUAUAUUAACCCUCCACAACAUGAUUUUUCCUUCACUUUUCUUACAGGUCGGACGCUUUAGCAAAAUCGUAGCAGGGUAUUGCGUAAAGGUGCGGUAAGGUUAAAUAAAAAAUCAGAAUAAAGGAAAAAUUCCUCUUCCUUUUCUUCCACCCCUUUAGUUUGACUUUCCGAUCGUCCUGGUCCGUCGAGGCUCGCUGUUUUUUAUGUUGAAAUUUCGCUACGGUAUUUUACCACCAAAGCUUACAAUUGAUUCCAAAAAUCCAAAAAAAGGCGAAAUGCAUGUGGCAGACAAAAUACCAAGGGCAAAUAAGCAAGCUAAGAAUUCACAAUCCCAUUGACCACAAGAAGAAAUAUAACAUUUUGUACCUAUUUCUAAUUUUAUAAGCUUCGUAAGGCUGUUUAUAAUUUAUCAAAAGAAGUAUAUAUCGAAAGAACUAUAUCAAUGAUCUUAAUACCAUAGUCGACUGGGGUGUAGGGCACAGUCCUUGCCAUACACCAUGGCUUGGCAUUGGUAUGAUCUCGCCUAAAUUACACAGACAUACUGCACAGAAUUGUUUUAAGAAAACCAGGAUUAGAAAAGGAGUACGAAUUCUUCGAUCGAUCGCAAUAAUAGUACUGGACUAAUUUUUCGACGUACUGGCAGAUGGGGUACUAUAGAAUCCAUCCAAAUAAUAUAGAUCUGUUUCAAUAUGACGUUUAUAGCAAAGGGGCAAAAUACUUCAAGGUGUAGUUAUUUUCAACAAGACAGUUAACACGCCGGUACGGUGAAGCACCUUAGGCAGAGGUCAACGGUUUGGCAAAGGUGCCACGAAAUAUUUUCGACUGGCCCAUGUUCUCAAGCAGAUGGAUUGGUGGGGACCUCGGAUCGAGGUAGGGGCGACAAAAUGGAUAUAGAAGUGGAAAGUGGAAACGUAUGCUUGUGCAGAGAUUAAAUUGCACGGACCACUUGACGCAAUUAGCCACUUCCUUUCAUGCCGUUCUGGAACACUUGGAAAUCGCCAUUAUGCCUAUUACUGCAAAGCAUUCCAUCGAAAGAUCAAUCCGUUUUUCCCUCAAAGGUGGGGACCCAUAUACUGUUUUUUUUAAAGCAAGAAGUGUAAAAUUAUAUAUAAGAAUCUUUAACUAACAGUAAGUAACACCACACUCAUUUAUUUCAAUCAUCAAACAUCGGUAAUUUAUCCGUAUUAAUUAUGAUAUGGGUAUAUGGUAAGGACGCAUAUCAUUGUUGAUUAUCGAUGAAAAUAAGUGCUCAAGGAAGGUAACUUCAGAAAAAUCUUCCUCAAAACAUUGUGUUAUUUGUUUAAAAAAUGCUUUGACUGUGUUUUUUACAAACUUGUAUUCGUCAACAAGCAAUUGCUUUUGCAACGGGCGACUCGCCUUAUUUUUAAAACUUAACGACACAGAGUAAAUCACGUCCAACAUUUUAAGAAAUGACUCACGCCAAAAUAUGUACGGAGAAACAACUCACGAGAACUUUUCACCUUGAUAUCACGGAACAUUAAGCAUCUUUCUACGAUUGUUGACAAGAAAGUCGUCUAUUAAACCAUUGCCAAUAUGCCAAACAUAGUUUUAAAAAAAUUAGAAGAAAUAUUGUUUUGGUUUUAACUCCAUUAUUAAUUUUGGACAGUUGGAAAUUAAAACAAGACAACUUAAUAGAAGUUUUGGUAUAAGAUGUUUCAUGAUGAUAGCGAUGAUGUAUGAUUUAUCGUUUUAUUCUUUUGUUGUAA